ACACGCAGAUGUUAAGGAGGCGAAGAUCGGGUUGUCGACAGCGGACAGCGACAGUCCCUAGGUCCUAGGAUAGUAGGAUGGUAUAUGUGCACAAGAGGGACCUGAGGCAGCUAUUGAAGCGAAAUUGGUUCCUAUUCGGUGUCCUCCUAUGCAUUCUCCUCGCACAGUUAUUCCCCAGCCUAGGAGCCACGGGGGGUGUGCUAAAGCCCGAGUGGACGGUCAAGUAUGGGGCAGUCGGUGUGAUAUUUUUCAUAUCUGGCCUUUCGCUCAGGCUGGUAGACCUGGUGGAAGCGGCUGAAUCGUACAGGAUUCAUGCGUUUAUACAGAUUUUUACUUUUGUCGUUAUACCACUGGUUGUCCAAAUCCUCUGUGCCUUACUUGGUUUCAUAUUUGGUGUGAACGAGUGGAUACUGAAAGGACUGAUCACAGUAAGCUGUAUGCCACCUCCUGUAUCGUCGGCGAUCAUUAUAACAAAGUCAAUCGGUGGCAAUGAGGCAGCAGCAGUAUUCAAUUCCAUACUUGGAAGUUUUCUAGGCAUAAUAAUAUCACCCAUAAUUUUACUACUGUUUUUGGGCUCUACUGCAAUAAUUUCGAUGGUGAAUUCCGUCAUUAUACUAUCACAGUCAGUGAUAAUACCAUUACUGGUCGGACUUUUAGUGAGACAUUUCAACCUGGUGAGGAACCCUUUGAGGAUGCCGUUAUCGUCCAUCAGCCAGGUUCUGCUUCUCCUGGUAAUUUUCACGACAUUCUGUGAUGCGUUUCUAACGCACGAUGCGCCAAUGAAUGCCUCGGAUAUUCUAGUCACUAUUGUUUUAGUUGUGUACAUUCAGCUUAUGUUCCUGUACGCAUGUUUUCACAUCUCUCAACAGCUGAAGGCUUUCACUGCUCCUGAUAUUGUAGCGAUAACUUUCUGCUCCACACACAAAUCUCUAACGCUAGGAAUACCAAUUUUGAGGAUUUUAUUCUCUGGUUAUUCGCAUUUCUCACAAAUUACACUACCGCUGCUGGUAUACCACCCGAUUCAGAUCAUCCUCGGUGGGCUUUUGGUGCCGCCUUUUAAAAAAUGGAUGAUUCAUUACAGAUCAAAGUUCAAACUACUGCCUUGAAUGUAUUUCUGAAUCCAAGAGUUAGAAACUUAAAAACAAGACUGUGACUAUAGCACAAAAAUACCAAAAACACAAGGGCAUUCGUCAACUUCACAUUACAUCAAUGUUCAAGUUGCCAAUUUGUAUUAACAUAUUUAA
Cimex lectularius (bed bug) is the source of this 1244-nucleotide messenger RNA. RefSeq names its product sodium/bile acid cotransporter 7-B-like. Bases 78 to 1106 code for a protein of 342 amino acids. The transcript has 7 exons. Gene Ontology annotation, cellular component: plasma membrane. The record is from RefSeq and is a predicted model, not a curated record. NCBI's taxonomy places the organism in Eukaryota, Metazoa, Arthropoda, Insecta, Hemiptera, Cimicidae.